Messenger RNA from Serpula lacrymans var. lacrymans S7.9, 1967 nucleotides. RefSeq lists its product as uncharacterized. The record is from RefSeq and is a predicted model, not a curated record. The transcript is spliced from 7 exons. NCBI's taxonomy places the organism in Eukaryota, Fungi, Basidiomycota, Agaricomycetes, Boletales, Serpulaceae. The annotation marks the transcript as partial.
AUGGCAGACCACAUUGCCAGGAAAUCCUCAAAGUCAAACAACCCACCCAAGACUCUAGCCACGAAAGCUGCCAGGAAAACAUGGUCAGAAGAAGAUAGUAAUGUACAAGAUGCUGUUCCUUAUCGCGAUGGUCAUGAAAGACCACCUGCACAUGCAGGUCUCAAUAGGCCAGAACAUAUUUUUCAGCAAGCCAGUGCCUCCGGUUCUUCAUCCAGACCUGUAGUUGCUGCUAGAAAGACCGCGGCUGUCGCGGAAUUGUCAUCAGACUCUGAGUUGUCCGUGGAACCACAGCGGGGAAGAUUGCUCGGUGCAAACCAUGUUUCGAUAACUCGUAAUCAUGCAGUCGCCUCUGGUUCUGCAAAAUCCACUUCUAGUCUUCGACCUUCUUUGUCACUCCAUCCAGCUUCGCGUUCUUCCGCCCAGAAUAUAAGGAGAGUCAGCUUUGCACUGCAAGAUCGGUCACGAGAAGAAGUUGUCAAUCCGCGUCAUCUUGCAGUUAAAGGCGCUUUGCAAGGCUCAGGAAGCUCUCAUCCGUCGGAUCUGAAUCCACGCCCCGCUUUACUCGCAAAGGCUCCUAGGCAGCCUAUAGUUCCCCAUAUACCAGGAAGGCCAUCAAUUGCUGGACAAGCCAGACAUGGUCCUCAAAUGGGGGCGGCUUUCAUGCCUUGGCUUUAUGGCAGUAGUAACUUAUACAGUAAUCUAGCGAGACCCAAUGCCCAUGCCGCUCGCAACCCUCUCGAUCAUUAUCUUAAACCCAGGGCCUCAAAGUCUUCGCCGUUGACUCCUCUCAAGCUAAUCGAGGAAUCAAAUUGGCAAGAAAAAAACGCUCCCAGACGGUUCCUUCGAGAUUUGGGGCGAGCUGCUCCACGUAGAUCAAUAGCCUCUAUGUCUGCACCCAGACGCGUCCCCAGUAAGAGUGGCCAUGGAGGCCGUAGUGGGAUAGGCGGCACUGGCAGAGCAUACUAUCUUGGUCAAAGGGCAGUAAUAAUGACUGUCGGUGAAGAUGAUGUCGACGACAGUGAUCAAGAUGUGGGAUCAAGGCAAAUAGCACCCAAAGCUGCCCGUAAAACACAAAUGGGGCGCAAAUCAAGUAAAAUGGCCGGCGCCACCUCUCCCCCUGCUGGACACUCUACUUCUGACUCGAGUGAGGAAACGGAUGAGGAUGUAGAUGAAUUGUCUAGCGAUUCUUCAGUGGCUGCUGAGCCCCCAGAUUCAGUUGCAGAGGCCCCCGAGAGCGAAUCGGAUGAAGACGACGAAAUCUAUGACAGUCCUUCAGAAGAACUCAUGACUUAUUUAGAGACUCUAACACUUCAUGCUAAGCAGAAGAGAAACGAAGUGGAAUACGACGAAAAGAUCGAUGAAUACAAAGCACGGAUGAAGGCAUGGCGUUGUCCGUUGUGUGAGUUGCAUGGGGUGUUCGGAACCAGAAGUUUGUUAGACGCACAUCUGAAAUGGGACCAUAAGACUGUGGCUGUUAUUUGGAAACGUGAAGGGGAAGAGCUUAUACUAUCGCUAAAUACUUCGUCGCUUGAAGGUGACUCGUUAGUACCAGCACAGCACUUAGUGCUGCCAACUGUGAAGGCCAAGGAGGAGGGCUCUCCUCCUGCAUCCGAGCUAUCAUCAAACGUAGCUUACUCUACGUCUUUGCCUUCUGCACCGUCUAUAGCUCCUCCUUCAAUUACUGUAUCCGACAUUACGAAGGAAAGCUCACUCCCUGCAUCCAAUCCGUCAUUAAAACCUGUUUAUUCUACUUCUCCAUCGUCUAGAGGUCUUUCGACCACUUCAUCCGAGUUAUCAUCAAAUGCUGCUUAUACCACAACUUCUCCUUCUGCCUCGUCUAGAGCUCCUUCUACAGCUACAUCUGAGACUGUAACUGCUACACCGGGAUUCGACCUAGAUGACAGUAAACCAAAAUCCUUAUACCCUCCUCUUUCCCCUGUACGUCCGAAAGGUCCUCCCACAUCCCG